CGUCUCGUCUGUCUGGCUUCCUCAUAAAGUGUCCAACAUUGUGGAAGAAGCAUGUCACAGUAAUUUCUCUACAAUAUUUUGUUGAAAUCCUUUCCCAAAAUGCCUGUGCUGUUAAGAGUGAGUGCUCGUUUUUUAAAGCAUACAGAUGCUGUUAAAUAUACAACUCAGCAUCGUUGUUUAAGUGCUUUUAGUAAAAACACAGAUUUUUUACUACCUGUCAAAAAUGUCAGUGUUUUUCAACGCGAUUUAAGCAGUCAAGAAGUCACAAAGAAUAUUCAGUUGUUCAGUAAUGAUAAGGUGCAGAUUGAUAAGGAUUUGAAGUUGGAACAGCCUUUGGAACGUCCUUUAGUGGUUUUACUAACAUGGCUUAUGGCUAAACAGAAACACAUUAUGAAAUUUGCUGAUAUAUACAACGACCAUGGUUUUGAUGUCUUGAACGUUUCCAUAAACCCUUGGCAACUACUCUGGCCAGCGAAAGGUACACAAUUGGUAUCCCGAGACGUUUUAAAGUUCCUUUACCACAACACGACCUACAAUCCUGUGUUGCUACAUGGAUUUUCAGUAGGAGGUUACGUGUGGGGCGAAUGCUUAGUACACAUAUCUCAAAACCCUAAACUAUACAACCCUUUGCUUCAGCGUAUAGCCGGACAGAUAUGGGACAGUGCUGCGGAUAUAACUGAGAUACCCAUCGGUACCCCCAAGGCCGUAUUCCCUAAAAACAAAGUACUACAAACAGCUUUACGCAAAUACAUGAUUUACCAUCUCAAAACCUUCCACGACGUUGCUACGUCCCAUUACAUUCGUGCAAGUCAAAUGUUCCACAGCACUUUAGUACGAUCCCCAGCUUUAUUCCUUUUAUCCAAGACGGACCCCAUAGGGCCUGUUAGUUCUAAUCAGCGAGUGAAAGAAGCUUGGGAAGGUUUGGGGAUCAAGUGUUACUGGAAAUGCUGGGACAGGUCUCCCCAUGUUGGACACUUUCAUAAACAUCCCAAGGAGUACACGCAGGAAUUGAAUAGCUUUUUGGAGUCGAUAGGAUUGAUUAAUGAGGCGCAGAAGAUGAGGGCUCAAAUGCAGAAUUGAAAAGGAUCGAAGGAAUGGAUUGAGGGACAGUGAUUGUGGUUUUCGAGCCUGUGAUAAUGUAUGCUGGAAAUUGUGAGGCUAUUAGAAGGAUUGUGAGUUUGAAUCAUUAGUUUGCUGAGGGACGAUAAAAAGUAACUAAAAGUA
Messenger RNA from Ctenocephalides felis (cat flea), 1224 nucleotides. RefSeq names its product transmembrane protein 53-A-like. The transcript has a single exon. The record is from RefSeq and is a predicted model, not a curated record. The coding region runs from base 100 to 1080 and encodes 326 amino acids. Gene Ontology annotation, molecular function: serine hydrolase activity. NCBI's taxonomy places the organism in Eukaryota, Metazoa, Arthropoda, Insecta, Siphonaptera, Pulicidae.